Molecule: messenger RNA, 363 nt
Organism: Iphiclides podalirius (scarce swallowtail)
Lineage: Eukaryota; Metazoa; Arthropoda; Insecta; Lepidoptera; Papilionidae
Source: the annotation of a GenBank genome assembly
AUGUUCGUUUUCAAUGUUCAUAUUCUUAUCAGCGGUUUUCCCAUCGCAAUCGCAGCCAGCAAACACAAGAAGAGCACGACCAAGUUUCUGGCGACGAAGAAGCGUCAAGACCAAAUACAGGAGAUCCUCAAACGCGAUAGGCUCGGCUCGAAACGCUGGCUCUUCUAUCCCCGGUCGCAGGCUCGGGAAGAAUGGGGCGCAGCGGCUGCGGCCCGCGACCGCUCCGACCAGCGGUUCAAGGUGGACGCUGACUUCUUCAGGAAGUACAAGAGGAGCAGGAAAGUGGACAACGAGGCCCCAAUCAUGAAGCUGAAGCGAUGGGAGCUCAUCCUGUAUAAGAAGCUUGGGUUCAUUCAGGCCGUA